AUGUUCUCUGAAACCUCUCAGAUCAAUGAGGCUCCGGCCGGUAUCCUUCCCGACAGAAGCAUCAUAGGAGCCACCUACUUGAAGGAACUUCUGGGAUCCCUCAAGGAAGGGUAUGAGAACGAUCACCUCCUCACCUACCCACCUGGAGCUAUUAUAUUCAAAAUGCAGGAGGACAAUUUUACUGUGAUCACAGAGUUUUAUCUCUUAGGAAUUCAAAGUAGCCAACUUUCAAGAAGUUUCCUGUUCUGCCUUCUCCUGUUGUUUUUUUGUGGGACAAUAUGUGGGAAUUUUCUGAUCAUCAUCCUGGUGUUUAUCAACAAGAACCUCCACACUCCAAUGUACUUCUUCAUCUCACACCUGUCUAUCAGUGACAUCUUAUUGACAACUGAUAUUGUCCCCAACAUGCUCUACAUUAUACUGAAUAAUGGGGGGACCAUCACUUUUAUUGGUUGUAUCAUUCAGUUCUAUUUCUUCUGUGUAUCGGAGACAUUGCAAUGUCUUCUUCUUGCUGUGAUGUCAUAUGACAGAUAUGUGGCUAUCUGUAAUCCCCUUCGUUAUGCAUCUAUAAUGACAUGGAACCACUGUGUGAAAUUGGCCAUCAUGUGUUGGUUGGUCGGUUUUACUAUUAUAUUGUCUGACAUCAUAUCAGUAACAAAGUUAAAAUCCUGUGGGCCAAAUGUAAUUGACCACUUUUUCUGUGAUCUUGUUCCUUUACUGACAAUGUCUUGCUCAGAUACCUUUAUCGUUCAGCUGAAGAUAUAUUUACUGACUUUUCCUGUCGCCAUCAUCCCAAGCAUAAUAAUUAUUACGUCUUAUGUCAACAUUGUUUCUACUGUCUUGAGGAUCCCAUCCAGUACUGGUAGACAGAAAGCCUUCUCCACCUGUAGCUCCCACCUCAUUGUGGUCUCCAUAUUUUACUUGACUCUGUUCAGUGUGUAUGUUUUCCCAAAAAAAGGUGAAACCUUGAAGAUCAGUAAAUUCCUAUCAUUACUGUAUAUUGUAUUUACUCCUUUUAUCAACCCGAUUAUAUAUAGUUUAAGAAACAAAGAUAUUAAGAGAGCCGUACAGGAAACAAUACGGAAACACUAUUUUCCCAACUUUCCUUGA
Molecule: messenger RNA, 1107 nt
Organism: Bufo bufo (common toad)
Lineage: Eukaryota; Metazoa; Chordata; Amphibia; Anura; Bufonidae
Product: olfactory receptor 1009-like
Exons: 2
Coding region: 1-1107 (368 amino acids)
Biological process (GO): G protein-coupled receptor signaling pathway
Cellular component (GO): membrane
Molecular function (GO): G protein-coupled receptor activity; olfactory receptor activity
Source: RefSeq, a predicted model, not a curated record